AUGAGGAAGGAAGACCAGAGUAAUAGGGUGCACCAGUCGGAGGACCGCGUAGAUUGGCACGGAGGAAGGCACACGGGUCCCCGGCGGGGUGCAAGUCCGAGAAGGCGGGGAAAGAGGGAUGAAACCCGGAGGAGUCCCCCAGCGGAGAACAAGCAACUCGGGGAGAUCAACAUGAUCACCAGGGGGGGCACCGGAGGCCCCACGAUAACCUUUGAAGCAAGAGACGAAGAAGGCAUCCUCCACCCGCAUGAUGACACAUUGGUAGUAACAAUGCAAGUGGCAAACUUCAAAACUCGGAGGAUUCUAGUCGACAACGGCAGCUCGGUAGAUAUCUUGUUCUGGGAAGCCUUUAUGAAGAUGAGAAUCAGCCCGGAUCGACUACGCCUUGCUCCAAUGCAACUCAAGGGCUUCACAGGUGACGUUGUUCAACCAAUGGGAGCUAUCAACCUUUCAAUACUGGCAGGGAAGGCUCCCAGAGCUGUAGCCAUCAUGUCUGACUUCUUGGUUGUCAAGGCUCCAUCCUCAUACAAUGCAUACUGGGGUGCCCCACCUUGA
Juglans microcarpa x Juglans regia is the source of this 555-nucleotide messenger RNA. RefSeq lists its product as uncharacterized. The coding region runs from base 1 to 555 and encodes 184 amino acids. The transcript has 2 exons. Lineage: Eukaryota; Viridiplantae; Streptophyta; Magnoliopsida; Fagales; Juglandaceae. The record is from RefSeq and is a predicted model, not a curated record.